AUAGGCUGCAGUACGUAAAUAUCACCAAUCUAAGCGUAGGGCUGGGUGCAGAUUGCCUGCCCUUGGCGCAACAGUAACGUUAUCUUGUCUGCGUGCAAAACCAACCCGGCAGCUAGAGAUAGAAAUCAACACCACUUCCCCUCACAACUGAGUAGCCAGCUGUCUCCCAUUCAACUACUACUACAGCGACAAAAAGCCAGGCAUAAGUGGCACACGAUUAAACAUGAACUCGGACCCAUUCACUCCCAAAGAUGGCUACGGACAAGUGAUCUUUGCUGGAUACUUCCCCGAAUUUCCCAGAAUCAUCCGCCUCGAUGAGCACAGAGUACUGAAAUCCGCAACUCACUGACAGCUCUGAAACUGAAGCUAUGGAAUUCAUCGCUACCAACACCACAAUCCCAGUCCCAAAAGUCUACGAGACUAGAUGGUCCGGCAACAGAACCAGGCUUUCUCAAAUAGUCAUGGAAUAUAUACCUGGGGAAUCACUUGAUACAGCAUGGGGGAAGCUCACGCACGACCAGAGAAUGUCUGUCUGCCACCAACUCCGCGGCUAUCUCUCCCAGCUCCAAAACCUAACAAGCAAGACAAAACGCAUUGAGGCCGCGAAUGGUGGGCCAAUAACCGCUGGGCUUCGAUUUCCUCGUCGGGGUGGCCCCUUUGACUCUAAGAAAGAGCUUAAUGACUUCCUUGUUGAGAAAAAUGGUAAUGAAUAUCUGUUCGUCUUCAGGCGCUACGCGAGAGCCGCGAUGUCAGAUGACCAUGAAAUCCAUUUUGCGCACGGCGAUUUCUCGCCGCGCAAUAUCAUGGUUGAAAAUGGUAUGGUCAAGGCGGUUUUGGACUGAGAUAGAGCAGGUUGGUACCCUGAGUAUUGGGACCAGAAUAGGAUGCUUACUGAAAACCCUGGGAUAAAAGAUUAUAACCCCUAUCUCAAACAUAUUAUUCCCUUCAAGUACGCGCAGGAGAUUGUAACAAUGGGAUAUCUAUCGCACAUUUCAGGCGAUGGGUAGGCGAUGGAUGUGUUUUGAAUUUUCAGAUUUUUUUCGACGUCUUAUACGAAGUAUUGCCACUAGACUACAUGUAUUUAAAUGCUUUGUUUCAACAUGAAAAAUAGCCGGUUCAAGACAUGGGGAAGAGAGGGGAAGCAGUAAGAGCAGGCCGCUAUUAUGCUAACUAUAUCAAUGUGCCCCUUUUUUUUACCUCCAAACAUUUUACAGGCACACCCAUGAAACAUCAGAAAUCCGAAAUUUCAUUCCUAACAGCGCAAUGCAGCCUAGUAUCUGUUGUUUCCCCAUGUAACUCCUUGCAUGGUGGUAGGGAAGUGCUGGCAUGACUCGAUAUGUCAUCAACAUCAGCGCAAAGCGCUGUUUCACCCAUAAUUGUUUCAUCGCACGGAGACUUCCCAGCCAAACCUCAAUUAACAAGGCCAGGCUCCCAACAUCGUGUGGGGCCGUUGGAGAUCAACCUUUCAAUCCAGCAUCUUGGCUAUCUUGAGACACAUCGGCGCUCCCGAUUCCGCUCUUCCACCUGAGAUCAACAAGAAACGUUCCCCGGAAUAAGGCUGGCGCUUAUUUGGGAAACCGGUUGGAUGUUCUUUUGGACUGAUAACACUUCCUACCACUUUAUCAGUCCAUUGGAGAGCGCGAUAUCACUCUUGCUCGUUGUCUCUGCUUUCAUCUCCAUUUUUGUAACCUCCCCUGAAAUGGAAGAUAUCUUUAGACUUGGAAAUCCCUGGGCAAUCUGACCAGACUCGGAAACUAUUGGAUAUCAGUGUUCACCGUUGCUGGCCUAGAAUAAAAUAGAAAAAGACCUAGGCUCCGCUCGGUGGUAGCACCUUUCUAUUUUCCUUUUGCACAUAUCCAGAUGGGAGAAUGUAAAGAGACGCUUGUCCCUGCAUGAUGUUGUUCCAAAAACAGCCCUUGCAACCCAAGAACUCUCCGCCGUCAAGAAUUAGUCCUUUCGACUCGCUCAAUCACUACAUUCAGUCAGAACACCAUCCGCACUCCGCAAGAAAACUAUUUUCUCCGUAUCACCCACACUGUCCGUCCGUAGAAACAUCGGAAUGCCUGCUGCUUCUCCUUCUCAUCCUACUGUUACCAUUGUUACCAUCCAUGCCUAUCGCGGACCAUUGUAAUGUACACCGACGAGAAAUCCAGCUAUCACGCGUCCCUGUUUGUGAAUGAAGUCAACGAAAUACUAGGAACCCUCAUCCACGCCACAAAUUUCGACGACUCCUGGAAAGUUGAAAUGAGGCUAGGCUACAACCCCACCACACUCUCAACUUAGUCGGGAGGGUGCCAGUUUGUAGUCUACCCCUGCAUCCAGGUUUGGUUUUGGGGAUCCUUCAGCAAGUGCCCAUUGUAAAUGCCUUGGAAUGGAAUUGUCAACACUUGGGUGGGGAUGCGCUUCAGGCUAUGGUAACCCGUCGACUUAUCACUCAGCAAGUGAGGUCAGAUGUUGUCGAUCAGAUGGUGGAUUUUAUUCUUCAGGGGCCGGACGAUGCGAUUUAGAAGAGGGUGUUUAUUACUGCAAGGUUGAUAAACUAGAAUGAAUAGGUAUGUAUAUUAAGUAGGUAUACCUAUUGAAGGAGCAAAUCCUGUUGAAGGCCUAUAUAUGUUGAAGAAACGUAUUUAUUGAAGGAAGUUCUCUCAUGGUUUGCUCCUGUGCUUUGAUUUGCUUGGUGCACAAUCUCGUCUUUCUUCCCCCUUUGUCUAUUUUCUCCUUUUUGGCUUUUUUGUUUGAUCUUACUACGAAUUCAUUACUAUGGAACCGACAUCCAUGUAGUUAUAUAUUCAAGGCAUCUCUCCUUCUAAGAAAUAACUAAGAAAUAACUACGAUGUUAAAAUCGAUUCAACUCAUAAGGCAUGCACCUCACCACUUACA
Messenger RNA from Blastomyces dermatitidis ER-3, 2880 nucleotides. RefSeq lists its product as uncharacterized. NCBI's taxonomy places the organism in Eukaryota, Fungi, Ascomycota, Eurotiomycetes, Onygenales, Ajellomycetaceae. Bases 369 to 842 code for a protein of 157 amino acids. The record is from RefSeq and is a predicted model, not a curated record. The transcript has 3 exons.